Messenger RNA from Bombina bombina (fire-bellied toad), 3415 nucleotides. It is a transcript of the gene ELMO3, whose product is annotated as engulfment and cell motility 3. Lineage: Eukaryota; Metazoa; Chordata; Amphibia; Anura; Bombinatoridae. Gene Ontology annotation, biological process: actin filament organization; cell motility. The transcript has 21 exons. Bases 58 to 2211 code for a protein of 717 amino acids. The record is from RefSeq and is a predicted model, not a curated record.
CUCUCCUCCCUUCACCUUUUUUUCUCCUUUCAGUGUUCCAGGAAGUCUCUUGCAGACAUGGAGCCUGCAAAGAAUAUUGUUAAAAUCGCCAUCCAGAUGAUGGGAGCUUAUCCACAGCUGAUUGAACUGAACCAGAGCAAGCCUUUGACAUCAGUACUCAAGGAUGUAUGUGAUGGGUGGAACAUAAGUAACUCAGAACAGUAUGCACUACAGUAUGUGGAUGGGCACCAGGGAUACAUCACUGAGUUGAAUCGCAUGGAGAUAAAAAAUGGCAGCAUACUGAGACUUACAACAUCUCCAGACAAGGAGGCCAGCAGUCUAUGCACUGGAGCACAAAGUAAUAACCAAGAUGUCAAAUCAGACUCCCUCAAGAAACUCGCACAACUGUCUCAAGAUGUCACAUUUGCGCAAGAGUUCAUCAGUCGAGAUGGUCUGUACAUCCUCUCCCGGAUUGUGGAGCAGGAAAAAGAGAUGGGAGAGGUGAUGUCCUACGCACUCAAGGCAAUUGUUGAGUUGAUGGAGCAUGGAUUUGUUUCUUGGGAGGCUUUCAGCAAGGCUUUUAUAUUUAAGGUUGUAUCAUUUGUGACUUUGAAUUUGAUGGCUGUGGAGAUCACUCAGCUUUCACUGGCUAUUCUUGAAAGUGUGGUCCAGAGUAACACAAACUUUGGAGAGUUGGUACGGGAAGGCGUCACCUUGGAUAGGUUACUUAUCCUCCUUCAGCUACCCAAUCAGGAGAUGCAGAUUAAAGUCAUGGCUCUUUUAGUAGCUCUGCUGCAGACAGCUAGUGACCGAGAAAGAGAGGAGAUGCUGGAAUACCUUUGGAAGAAGAAUAUGAGGCAAUUUAUACACAAGCAUAUUAUCCAUGGCUGGCCUGUCCUGGGAGACGAGAUGAGCCAUUACUUGUAUGUGCUGCAGUGCUUGACCUUAGGCCUCAUGGAGCCGCGCAUGAGGAGGUUUAUGGACCCUAACGAUUCUGACCAGCGGAAACAACUUCAGGAUCUGCGAGUUUCAGCUUUCCCAAAUGAAGUGGAGGACGGGGGUCACAUGAGUUCAGAAAGACGUCACUCGAUUUGUGCCAAGGAAUUUCGCAAGCUUGGUUUUAAUAAUAAUGGGAGCCCUUGGCAGGAUCUGUGCUUGGUUCCCCCUGGUUUGCUUGCCCUGGAUAAUAUGGUCUAUUUCUCAAAUCGUUGGCCCAGCGCCUACAGCAGGUUUGUACUAGAGAACAGCAGCCGAGAAGACAAACAUGCAUGUCCAUUUGCUCGAAGCAGCAUUCAGCUCAGCUUAAUCCUGUGUGAAAUCCUGAGAAUAGGGGAACCAGUCACAGAAACUGGUCAGAACUUCCUAACUCUCUUCUAUGCACAAGACUACUUUGUUCAGGAGCUGUUCUGUAUUUGCAUUCAACUUCUCAACAAGACCUGGAAGGAAAUGAGAGCCACCCAGGAGGACUUUGAUAAGGUCAUUAAUGUAGUGAAGGAGCAGAUCUCUCGUACUCUUGCUCACUCUUAUGCGUCUCUGGAGACUUUUCGCACAAAAAUCUUCUCCUUGAAUUACAGUGAAAUACUGAAACUGCGACAAGAAGAACGGCAAAAUCAAGACGAGGUGCUUUCACCACCAGUGAUGGAACUUAGAAUGCAGUUGAAGCCUGAACUUUUGAAUCUCAUCAAACAGCAACGACUCCAUUCACUAUGUGAGGGCACCAAGUUCCGCAAAAUCAGCAGCCGGAGAAGGCAAGACAAACUCUGGCUCUGUCGUCUGUCUCCAAAUCACAAGGUUCUACAUUAUGGAGAUAUAGAAGAUAACGUUCAAAACCCUUCAAUUGACUACCUACAAGAAAAGAUUCCAGUUGCUGAAAUUAAGGAUGUGCUGACAGGAAAGGACUGCCCACACACAAAAGAAAAAAGUUCGGGGAAACAAAACAAGGAGAUCAUGGAACAUGCCUUUUCCAUCUAUUACAAUGUGGACAGUUAUUUGAAUUUCGUUGCUCCCUCAAAACAUGACUUUUGUGUCUGGGUUGAUGGGCUGAAUGCGCUGCUUGGUCGGAAAAUGCUCAGUGAGCUGAUGCGAAAUGACUUGGAUAUCCUGCUUAACACUGAGCUCAAACUGAGACUACUGGACCUGGAAAACAUUCCCAUUCCAGAGCAACCACCGCCUAUUCCACCAAGGCCUCUCACAUAUAAUUACUGCUACGAAUUUACCUCGGCAGAGGCCUGACUGUGACAUGCCCCACAGAUACAUUCAUUGGAUGCUGUCACAGAUCUCAUCAUUGCCCCUCAGAUUAUACUACUACUAAUACUUGUCUUCUAUAAAUCCAUAACUCUGAGAAGCAAACACUGAAAUAUAUUAACAGAUAUACCCAUACAGGCACUACAUCAGACAAGCUCACUAAUACACUCCCCUAUUUCUCAAAAAAAAAAAAACCUGACUGCUGCUAUUCAUUAAUUUCAAAGACACUUAAUCAGAUGCAUUUACAGAUAGACCCAUGCAGACGCUACAACAAAUAAAGGGUGCCAAACACUCACCCAUCACACUAUGGCCUUUUAACUAGGAUUACUGCUACGAUCUAAAGAGGCGUAACAAUGAUACACCAAUCCAUAUAAGCUAAGAAAAAAAACCCAUAGGCACAUAAACCUACCCAUGCCUCCAGGGCCACUGAAGCAUGACUGCUUAGGCAAAUUCACCUCCUAUGAUGGGGCUUGGCAUCAAAACACAAUUAGAAACACACUCACAUUCUACCUUUCAUGUUUAGGAUAACUAAUCUCAUAUAUGGGCUAAUAUUACAACAGAAUGACUCACUGAUAUUUCCAGAUAACCUGCAAGAUAUAGAAUGUUAUACCAAGCUUAUCUUCAUGAGGUGCACAUCCCUUUAUAAAUGUAAUUGAUAUUAAAAGGUAAUAUGCUAACUGCAAUACUGAGGAUACCAUGCCAAAUAAACUGCCAUUUUUAGGACACUACAUCAGGCACACUGUACUGAGGAUACCAAGCCAAAUAAACUGCCAUUUUAUGACACUACAUCAGGCACACUGUACUGAGAAAGUCGCUACAUAUACAGAGUUCUAAAUGCACUGGAACAGGCACAAUUAUAUAUACUAUACCAGACAAUUUGCAAUAACAUAGGUCCUACGCUAGAUUAAUUUUAUUGAGGCAACUGCACCAGACACGUCAUAUGGAGGAGAAAGCUCCCAGCAUGCUGCCAUUUUGAAGACACAUGCAUGCACUCCUGUUAUGAGAACUCUUCAUCAGAUACACUCUCAUAUGGGGGUACUUAUAAAUAUAUAUAUUUAUUGAGAUCUUAAUAAACAAAACAAAUGCUUAAACUUGAGACACUUUAUAAAACGUACUGUCGCCGUAAUUUUGUACAAAGGAUAUUAACUGUAUUAUAUCAAUAAAUAUUUUCAGUUAUGAUUGUAUGACCAAA